CUGCGCUACCCCCUCCCCCCGGUGCAUGCAAACUGCACCGGCCGUAGCGGUGCUCCCCGAUUCCCCUCUGGCGAUCCGUAGGAUGCUGCCCUUUGACCCGCCGCGGCGGGGUGAGAGGUCGGGCGGCCAUCUUGUGGCGGCGGCGGUUUGUUGUCGGUGAGGCGGUGUCGCGCCCUCCCCCGCGGGCGGAGCAGGCCGUGGCGCCGGCCCGGCGCCAUGUCCUCCUUCUCGGAGUCGGCGCUGGAGAAGAAGCUGUCGGAGCUGAGCAACUCCCAGCAGAGCGUGCAGACCCUUUCGCUGUGGCUCAUCCACCACCGCAAGCACGCAGGGCCCAUCGUCUCCGUGUGGCACCGGGAGCUCCGCAAAGCAAAAUCGAGUAGGAAGCUUACUUUCCUAUAUUUAGCAAAUGAUGUCAUCCAGAACAGUAAGAGGAAAGGUCCUGAAUUUACUAGGGAAUUUGAAUCUGUUCUUGUGGAUGCUUUUUCUCAUGUUGCCAGAGAAGCAGAUGAGGGCUGCAAAAAGCCCUUGGAACGAUUGCUUAAUAUCUGGCAAGAAAGGAGUGUGUAUGGCAGUGAGUUUAUACAACAAUUGAAACUUUCUAUGGAAGACUCCAAUAGCCCCCAAACUAAAGUUGCAGAGGAGAAGAAGUCUUUAAAGCGGACUUUUCAGCAAAUACAGGAGGAGGAAGAUGAUGAUUACCCUGGGAGCUACUCACCCCAAGACUCUAGUGCUGGGCCGCUUCUGACUGAGGAUUUGAUCAAAGCCUUGCAAGACUUAGAAAAUGCAGCAUCAGGAGAUGCAACAGUGCGGCAAAAAAUUGCCUCCCUGCCUCAGGAAGUUCAGGAUGUAUCAUUACUGGAGAAAAUUACAGACAAAGAGGCAGCAGAACGUCUUUCGAAGACUGUGGAUGAAGCAUGUCUGUUACUAGCAGAGUACAAUGGACGGCUGGCAGCAGAGCUGGAAGACCGGCGCCAGCUGGCACGCAUGCUGAUCGAGUACACGCAGAAUCAAAAGGAUGUAUUGACAGAAAAAGAGAAAAAGCUAGAAGAAUAUAAACAGAAGCUUGCUCGGGUAACCCAGGUCCGCAAGGAGCUGAAGUCGCACAUCCAGAGCCUUCCGGAUCUGUCGCUGCUGCCCAAUGUUACAGGAGGUCUGGCACCUCUGCCGUCUGCUGGUGACCUGUUUUCAACAGACUAGAACAAAUGCUGUCCCCCAGUUUCCAUUUUUACCAGCAGAAGUAAGAAGACUGGUGUUGACUGGAAAUCCAGUCUUCCAAGAUCUCCCGUAGGAAGGAACUUGCAGACCCCGCUUUCAACCUCUUGGCUGCUCACGCUCACCCUCUCUCUGUGUACAUUGGCUCAUGCUGAGGGGAGGAUAAAGAGUGAGUUUUUGUGAGCUCUAAAGGGAGUGGGGGUAGUCCAUAUAGGCAAACUUAGUUCUCACAUUUUUCCUGUACUCUUUAGUUUCUGUUUGCUCUUAGCACUUGUUACCCCCACAAAAGUCAUGCGAAUCAUGUACAUAUAUACCUGGAAAGUUUUCAAAGAAAGGUUGACCAUAUAACAUUUUUCUCUGUAAAAGUGUGUAUUAUUUCUGAAUCAGUCUCGUCUGUUUUAGUUGGGUUUCUGAACCUCAUAUCUGAGAACAGUAGAGAGGCUAGUGGGCUUCCUAGGGAUGUGUAUGUGUGCAGAUACUGUGCCAUGCCAGUGUAAGGAGAAGGUAUCUAUUGAGCAAUGGUACAGAGAAAUAUUUUCUUAAAUCUACAGUUCCUCAUACUGUUGUAGGGCUGAUAUGAAGGUAGUUCCUAUUUGGCAUGUACAUAAAUCGAGACUCACCACAGGCAAUAAAAAUAAACAGCUUUUCUUUGUGAAUUAGAGGUAGUUUCAUAAUUUACGCUCUGCUGAGCAAUGCAGAACUGGAUAUUACUUAAACAAGAGUGGAAGUAAAUUUUGUUCUAGCUACCGUAGAUUUAUACCACAUUUUUCCUCUCCAUUAUACAAAAGUAGAUGGUCACAGAAGCUUUGCUUUAACUAGCUGAGAGGUUGGAAUGGUGGAUUGCAACUGGUGAUAUCCCAGUGACAGGUACUGUCUGAUUUACUCUGAGGAAGAUUACAUUGAAAAUACUAUUCUAUAAAUUCUCUCUCUAGCUUUAGUGAAGCUAUUUGGUGGGCAGAAGUUAAAUGUGGUAUAAAUUUUUAUUUAUAUAGAAUAUAGACCCGUAUGUGUGCACAUAUCCUGUAUGUACAUGUGCCAUGACCAUGCAUGUAGAUAUUAGAAGGAUGUACUUAAUUUUGUGUCACAGAUUAAUGUGAGUUGAUUUUAUUAUUGGGAAAAGUCAAAAAACAAAUUUAAAAUACUCUUUAAUUCCAUGAUUCUGCUAGCUAAUGUUUUAACUGCCAUGGAUGUAAUUAGAUUUCAGUUUGUGUGUUAGCUUUAACAAGCUGGACUCUCUAAUCAUUAAAAACCAUUCCAAUCUGGCUAACAAUUCUUUUUAAAUUUAGCACCUCUCACUAUAAAACAUCUUAAGUUUCUGGAAACACUUGAUCUGAUAAUACAGGUUUUGUAACACAGAGGCUGAAAUUAGUCAAAGUAAUGUGCUGUGUUUGUGCCUCCCUAUAGUCUUAAGCUGCUGUUGUCAAAGACAUGAGAGGAAACCUACAGAAAUGCAAAGCUUAUUCUGCGUUCUCAUUAAUUUAUUUUACAGGAUACUAGGUAGCAUAUUCAGCAUUCAGUUAGAUAAUACAGCUUUUUUUGGUCAUGAAGUUGUUAAAAAGCUCGUGUGCUUUUCUUACUGACACUUCACUUCGUCCUUUUUUUUUUAUUAUUUCCUUUUUUCCGGUUAAACUUCUUGCACCCUUACUGCCCAGCCAAGAAAUGUGCUUUUCCCUUCAGUUUACAGGAAAAUUUCGGUGACAGAAGUACUUUUUCCAUGAAUUAGUGUGAUUGUGCAACCCUUUAUGGUCCAAAUAAUAUUUAGAUAAAGCACUGUAUAUUCUCUCUGCUUUUGCCAAAAAUUAAAAAAAAAAAAAAAAAAAUACCUCAAAAACCCAAACCAGAAGAUCCAUUUCUAUCCUAUUUCAGCUCAUGGUGUUACCCUGAGGCUGUUUUAACCAGUAAUUAUUUUGACCAUUGAUUGAAUGUGUAUCCAUUAUAGGACAAAAAAAGCUGUCAUUAAAAAAAAUUAUGUAGACAAAUGUAUUGACAUUUCACUUUGUUUUGGGCAGAUCUUCUGUGAGAAAGCUGUAUGUCUUUUUUCUUUUUUAACUGAAAUGUUUUGAUUUGUUUUUCCAAAUAUACAUGUGUGUUUUAUUUUGCUUAAUUUAAAUGAAGUCUCGUUUUUAAUUUUAUUUGCUUUAUUUUUUGGGCAAAGGGCAUCUGGUAAACUGGGUGAAAUUCUCUCAAGGUUAAGCAGAUUUCCCCAAGGUGUGUCUUUUUUUUAACAAAAGCUUAAAUCUGUAUAUGAAUUGAUUUUAGGAAUUAAUUUAGAAGUAUAGGCUGCCAUUUGUGACAGCAGUAUAUUCUGAAAUGUCUCAUAGAUAUCUAUUUUUGAAUAAAGAGGGUGUCGUUGAA
Messenger RNA from Dromaius novaehollandiae (emu), 3567 nucleotides. It is a transcript of the gene RPRD1B, whose product is annotated as regulation of nuclear pre-mRNA domain containing 1B. The coding region runs from base 217 to 1197 and encodes 326 amino acids. Gene Ontology annotation, molecular function: RNA polymerase II C-terminal domain binding. NCBI's taxonomy places the organism in Eukaryota, Metazoa, Chordata, Aves, Casuariiformes, Dromaiidae. The transcript is spliced from 7 exons. The record is from RefSeq and is a predicted model, not a curated record. Gene Ontology annotation, biological process: mRNA 3'-end processing.